This is a messenger RNA of Phyllostomus hastatus (greater spear-nosed bat), 459 nucleotides long. It is a transcript of the gene CUNH19orf73, whose product is annotated as chromosome unknown C19orf73 homolog. Lineage: Eukaryota; Metazoa; Chordata; Mammalia; Chiroptera; Phyllostomidae. The record is from RefSeq and is a predicted model, not a curated record.
AUGUCCCAGAGCCCGGGUCGGGGAGGGCCCGGGUAUCCCCGGGUCAAAGGCGCAGAGGGGGAUCCCCGCGCCGCCGGCGCCCCCUCCCUGGCGGCAGCAGCGGGAGGUGGGGGCGACUCCCGGAGACGCGCUUGGGUUGAACGUGGGGUGAAUGCCGGGUCAGCGAGUGCACCUUAUUCUGCUCUGCGUCUGUCUCGGGAACUGCACGCGGCACCCCCCACUCCUGUCUCCCACGCAGGGCUCCCCCGGCGGAGAAGGUGAAUGGUUUGCUCCGCCCCGCCCACAGACAGAACACCCACUGGCUCCCGCAGCGUUUCAGGACUCAUGGGUAGGACCAGCCAGAAGGGGCUUGGCCUCCACCCUCAGAGUCUCUUAAAAUUAGGGAAUGCUGUCUUCAGGUUUGAAUUCGCACUCAGACCCAGGCUGGGUCUCAGCCUCUGUCUUUGGACUUGUCCCUAG